Molecule: messenger RNA, 2096 nt
Organism: Raphanus sativus (radish)
Lineage: Eukaryota; Viridiplantae; Streptophyta; Magnoliopsida; Brassicales; Brassicaceae
Product: UBP1-associated protein 2A
Exons: 2
Coding region: 102-1496 (464 amino acids)
Molecular function (GO): RNA binding
Source: RefSeq, a predicted model, not a curated record
CAGCACGGCGGCGUAGAUAAGGAGAGAUCAAUCAAUCAGCAACCAAAGAACAUUUCGAAACCCUAAAUCUCCAAUAAAGAGUUCGGAACCUUAACGCCGCCAUGGCUAAGAAGAGAAAGCUCGAAGCGCAACUCACCGCCGAGGCUUCUUCUGAGCCGUCGUCGCAGAAGAAGAUUGCAACCAACAACAAUCAGCUUAAUCAGAAAGAAGUCCAAUACGAGGAAGUAGAGGAAGAGCACGAGGAGGAAGUCGAAGAUGACGACAACGAUGAUGACGAAGAAGAAGAAGAAGAUGACAAUCGUAUGGUGGUGGCGGCGGCGGCGUCGGGAUCUGGGAAUCAUCAAGGAGAUGACGACGACGACGACGAGCCGAUUCAAGAUCUGUUGGAACCGUUUUCGAAGGAACAGCUUCUGAGUCUUCUCAAAGAAGCUGCGGAGAAGCAUCGCGAUGUGGCAAGUCGAAUCCGCGAAGUGGCUGAUGAGGAUCCUGUUCAUAGGAAGAUCUUCGUGCACGGGCUUGGAUGGGAUACUAAAACCGAGACGCUCAUCGAAGCUUUCAAGCAGUACGGAGAGAUCGAAGAUUGCAAGGCUGUGUUUGAUAAGGUCUCGGGGAAAUCUAAAGGAUAUGGAUUUAUUCUGUUUAAGUCUAGAUCAGGUGCUCGUCACGCGCUUAAGCAGCCUCAGAAGAAGAUCGGGAGUCGUAUGACUGCGUGUCAGUUAGCUUCUAAAGGACCAGUCUUUGGAGGAAACAACCCUGUAGCUGCUUCCUCAGGUGCCUCUAUUGCUCCUGCUCAGCAUUCGAACUCCGAGCAUACUCAGAAGAAGAUCUAUGUCAGUAACGUUGGAGCAGAGCUCGAUCCUCAGAAGCUGCUUGCGUUUUUCUCGAAGUUCGGUGAGAUUGAGGAAGGUCCUUUGGGUCUUGAUAAGUAUACGGGGAGACCUAAAGGCUUCUGUCUCUUUGUUUAUAAGUCAGCUGAGAGCGCCAAGAGGGCUUUAGAAGAGCCGCACAAGACCUUCGAGGGCCACGUCUUGCAUUGCCAGAAGGCCAUAGAUGGUCCUAAACCUGGCAAGCAGCAACAGUUUAACAACAAUCCUCGUUUCCCGAGGAAUGAUAACAGUGGUGGUUACGGUACCCCUACUGGUCAUGGACAUCUCAUGGCUGGUAACCAAGCCGGGAUGGGUACUCCAGUUCAAGCGAUGAACCCAGCCUUUGGACAGGCCUUGACAGCUUUGUUAGCAACGCAGGGAGGUUUGGCGUUUAACCCAGCUCUUGGGCAGGCUUUGUUGGGUUCGCUGGGGACAGCUGCAGGUGUAAACCCAGGGGCUGGAGUUGGGAUGCCAACUGGUUAUGGAACUCAACCUAUGACACCUGGGAGUAUUCCUGGGUACGGUGGACAACCUGGGUUGCAAGGUGGAUAUCAGACCCCUCCACCUGGUCAGGGUGGUACAGGAAGAGGGCAACAUGGUGUCGGGCAUUAUCCUUACAUGGGCCAGUAGACGUAUCAUGUAGCAACUCAGUACAGUCAGAUGGUUCGGAGCGAAGACUUAUCCGUCUCUCCUGUCCAGUUUGGAAGCUGAAGCUGCUGCCCUGUACGGGCAUUGACCGUCUCAGAUAGUCUUGGUUUUGGAGAGAUCUGGCUCGGAGAGUGAUUCCAAGGUUUUGUGAUGUAUGCUGUUAAACAUCCAUCAACCACUUGGCCAAGACUACAAAAGCUUCACAAGAGAUACUCGGGAGUUAUGGCAAAACUUUGAAACCUCAUUUUAGGCAUGCUGCUGAUCUUACUGACAGAACAGGACUGCCUUAUUAGGUUGUUGUACCCAUUUUGCUGAGUCCAGUGAAAGAAAGGGAAAGAAACUAAUGUUUGUUCUCAGCUUUGAACGCAGCUAAGGAUUUGUAAUAUACUUCAAAACUGUCUUGAGAGGCAAAUGCAAAAAAGGGGCAAAACUUUUGAGCUGUGUUUCUCCGACAACAUGUGAAGAUGUUUAUUUCCUGCAGUUACGUUUUUGGAGAUCUGUAAUGUGCUACUUCCAGUUCGAGGUUAUGUAAUCAAAUUUAAGUGUAUGGAAGGAUGAAUUAAAAGCCCUAAUUGAUUAGAA